Dictyostelium purpureum is the source of this 1257-nucleotide messenger RNA. RefSeq lists its product as uncharacterized. The annotation marks the transcript as partial. Lineage: Eukaryota; Evosea; Eumycetozoa; Dictyosteliales; Dictyosteliaceae. The record is from RefSeq and is a predicted model, not a curated record. The transcript has a single exon.
UUAGAAAUUAGGUGUAAGGAUUUCAAUCUAUCAAGAUUUUGUUUACCUUUAAAUGACAAGGGAAAUGAUGCUUUCGAACUAAUGAGUAAAUUAGCGUUCCCAGAUAAUGAAAAGAGUAUGUUUACAUAUAGUUACACCCCAUAUAAAGGAUUACAAACCGUUAACGGAUGGCAACUAUACGAUCCGGUUGAAGAGUAUACAAGACAGGGUUUAAUAUGCCCUGGUGGAGAAUGGAGGUUAUCAAAGAUUAAUCAAAAAUAUGAAUUAUGUGCUACCUAUCCCCAAUCAUUAAUGAUUCCAUUCUCAAUAUCAGACUAUCUUUUAAAUAAAUCUGCAAACUUUAGAAAUAAAAGUAGAAUCCCUGUUUGCACAUGGCGUCAUAGAUUCACCCAUGCAACAUUAUCAAGAUCAAGCCAACCUGUAAAUGGCUUUGGUAAACACAGAUGCGAAGAAGAUGAAUUGUUAGUCCAGGCCAUUAGAAAAUGUACACCCACCUCAAACUCUCCAAACUCUACCCAACCCCUAUAUAUAUAUGAUAUUCGUUCAAAAUCAAGUAUAGUCAACUCAACAGGAGGCAAUCACUCCGAGGAUAUCUCUAAUUAUACCCAUUGUCAAUUAGAGACUGUUUAUUUACAAAACAUACACGAGCUAAGAGAAUCUGCAUCUAAACUUUAUAAGGUAAUUCGAAAUUGGAACGAAAAGAAAAGUUGGUCCGAAGUGUCAAAUACUGGAUGGUUAGCACAAAUUAGUAAAUUAUUAUCAACCUCUAAGAGUAUACUAAAUUGUGUCCAUUCAUUGGGUUUGUCAGUAUUAAUUCAUUGUAUAGAUGGCUGGGAUAGAGCAACACAAAUUACAUCAUUGGUUCAAUUGUUAGCAGAUCCAUUUUAUAGAACAUUAAAGGGAUUUAUUAUUUUAAUUUGUAAAGAAUGGUUGUCUUUUGGCCAUAAAUUUAUGACAAGAAACUCUUCAUUAACAUCAUUACCCUCAAAACAAACAUCCCCAAUAUUUUUGCAAUUCAUUGAUUGUGUUUGGCAACUUACUAAACAAUUUCCAACAAGCUUCGAAUUCUCUGAUAGAUUCUUAUCUGUAAUUUUACAUCACUUAAACUCAAAUAUAUUUGGUACAUUUUUAUAUGAUAGCGAAAAAGAAAGACAGGCAAAUAAGGUAAUGAAUGAAACCGAAUCUCUAUGGACUCUUUUAAUAACUGCAUCCAAAAACUCUUCAUUAUUAAAUCCUUUAUAUGCCGCCCCACCACAU